Molecule: messenger RNA, 2255 nt
Organism: Aspergillus sclerotioniger CBS 115572
Lineage: Eukaryota; Fungi; Ascomycota; Eurotiomycetes; Eurotiales; Aspergillaceae
Product: purple acid phosphatase family protein
Exons: 4
Coding region: 245-2074 (609 amino acids)
Molecular function (GO): metal ion binding; acid phosphatase activity
Source: RefSeq, a predicted model, not a curated record
ACUACACCCACUGCCAUCGCUGACCUCCGGUUGCAGCUAGCAUGGAUGCUUCGUGCACCGUCGGAGUGUCCGAAGCCAAUUGCCUCCCGGCCUAUCUACACGUGUGAUCCUGCCUUGCGUCGCUUGCUAUCACAUCACAGAUAACGAUGCCGGGACAGCACGAUAUAAACCGGCUGCUGCGCUUCAGUAGACCUCCGCCUCGAUCGGUCAGCCAAAAUCACAUUGUCAGCUGAAGCACGCGACCAUGAAGGGAACUGCCUCCGUCUUGCUCGUCGCUCUCUCCGCCACGGCCGUCCAGGCCCGUCCGGUGGUCGAUGAACGGUAUCCCUACACCGGCCCUGCCGUCCCGGUCGGCGACUGGGUUGAUCCCACCAUCAAUGGCAACGGAAAGGGAUUCCCCCGCCUGGUCGAGCCGCCGGCUGUCAAGCCCGCCACUGCCAACCCCCGGAACAACGUGAAUGUCAUUUCUCACUCGUACCUCCCCACGGGUAUGCACAUUCACUACCAGACCCCCUUCGGACUAGGCAAGUUGCCCGCCGUCAAGUGGGGCAAGAAUCCCCAGAACCUGAACAACACUGCGCUGGGGUACUCCCACACGUACGACCGCACGCCGUCAUGCUCAGAAAUCAAGGCUGUCACCCAAUGCAGUCAGUUCUUCCACGAAGUCGGCCUCAAUGAUUUGGAGCCCGACACCACCUACUACUAUCAGAUUCCCGCUGCCAACGGCACCACACAGUCGGAUGUCCUGAGCUUCAAGACUAGUCGUCCCGCUGGCCAUCCCGGCUCUUUUAGCGUCGCGGUGCUGAAUGACAUGGGAUAUACCAAUGCCAAGGGUACCCACAAGCAGCUGCAAAAGGCGGCCCACGAGGGAACGGCGUUUGCGUGGCACGGUGGUGACAUCAGUUACGCCGAUGACUGGUACUCCGGUAUCCUCCCUUGUGCAGAUGAUUGGCCCGUGUGCUACAACGGUACCAGCUCUUCUCUACCGGGAGGUGGUCCUCUCCCAGACGACUACAAGAAGCCUCUGCCCGCGGGCGAGAUCCCGGACCAGGGUGGCCCGCAGGGUGGUGACAUGAGCGUGCUGUACGAGUCCAACUGGGAUCUCUGGCAAAACUGGCUGAACAACGUCACCCUCAAGCUCCCGUACAUGGUCCUCCCCGGUAACCACGAGGCCUCGUGCGCCGAGUUCGACGGUCCUGGCAACGUCCUGACGGCCUAUCUCAAUAACGACGUCUCAAACGGGACCGCCCCCACCGACAACCUGACCUACUAUAGUUGCCCGCCUUCCCAGAGAAACUUCACUGCGUACCAGCACCGCUUCCGCAUGCCUGGUCCCGAGACCGGAGGUGUCGGUAACUUCUGGUACUCGUUCGACUACGGGUUGGCCCACUUCGUCUCGAUCGACGGUGAGACCGACUUUGCCAACAGCCCCGAGUGGAACUUCCAGGAAGAUGUCAAGGGAAAUGAAACCCUGCCCACGGAGAGCGAAACCUAUGUGACCGACAGUGGUCCGUUCGGCAAGGUCAACGGCAGCGUCCAUGAUACCAAGGCCUACGAGCAGUGGCACUGGCUGAAGCAGGACUUGGCCAAGGUCGACCGCAGCAAGACCCCGUGGGUUUUUGUGAUGAGCCACCGGCCCAUGUACAGUUCCGCCUACUCUUCUUACCAGUUGCAUGUUCGCGAGGCAUUCGAGGGUCUGCUGCUCCAGUACGGCGUCGACGCCUACUUUUCUGGUCACAUCCACUGGUACGAACGUCUUUGGCCCCUCGGCCGCAACGGCACGAUCGACACUGCCGCCAUCGUCAACAACAACACCUACUACGCCCACAACCACAAGUCCGUGACCCACAUUAUCAACGGCAUGGCCGGCAACAUCGAAAGCCACAGCGAAUUCAGCGACGGUCAGGGCCUCACCAACAUCACUGCUUUGUUGGACAAGGUCCACUACGGCUUCAGCAAGCUGACCAUUUACAACGAAACCGCCGUGAAGUGGGAGUUGAUUCGCGGCAAGGACGGAGGUGUCGGCGAUGAACUCACCCUUCUAAAGCCUCGUGCUGGUGCGAACUUGCAUUAAGUUCUUAGCCUGCAGCAUGAUUUGAUCUCGACGUCUGCGACGAUAUGCAAGAUAUGAUGGGAAGAACAUGAUGGAUGGAUAUGUGUAACUACGACUGAGGAUGUGUAUGUAUGUAUGUACAUGACAAAAGUACUCGAUACACCUAGUAUAUGUUUGAUUCACUUUACUUGGCUGUCUACCU